AUGAAUCCCUCUAUCCUGCGGCCAGCUCUGGCCUACAACCUGUGUUCCUCACAUGCAUCCGCCCGGCUCUUUCCUCGCGCGUGGUCUGCCAGCCUAAAUGUUGCGCCGGCUGCGUCCACCGUCGACGCCCAGCGCAAGUGGCAGUCCAGCCAUGCGCGAGGCCGCGAGGUGAAAGAUCUCGUCCCGGCCGCCUCCCGCCCUCUACAGAUCGUCCGGCACACCUCGGCCGCGUCCGUCCCAAGCCGCGUGGCCACGGCGACGUACUCCACCACCGCAGAGCCAUCUUCCGUGCCGUACGCUCAGCUCACCGUUGGCGUGCCCAAGGAGGUCUUCUUGAACGAGCGACGCGUCGCAUUGACCCCGCAGAACGUAGCCCUCCUCCUCAAGAAGGGCUUCUCCAGCGUCCUUGUCGAGCGAGGCGCCGGCGCCGAGGCUGACUUCCCCGACGAGGCCUACGACCGCGCUGGCGCGACGCUCGUCGACGCUGCCGACCAGGUCUGGUCCGGCUCCGACGUGGUGCUCAAGGUCCGCAGCCCGAUACCCUCUGAGAUCGACCUCAUGAAGAAGAACCAGACCGUCAUAUCCUUCCUGCAGCCCGCGCAGAACAAGCCGCUGGUCGAGAAGCUCGCGGCGCAGAAAGCAACCUCCUUCGCCAUGGACCUCAUCCCGCGGAUUUCUCGUGCCCAGGUCUUCGACGCCCUCAGCUCCAUGGCCAACAUUGCCGGCUACAAGGCGGUCCUGGAGGCGUCCAACAACUUUGGCCGCUUCUUGACCGGGCAGGUGACCGCCGCCGGCAAGAUCCCGCCCUGCAAGGUGCUCGUCAUUGGUGCCGGUGUUGCCGGGCUCAGCGCCAUCGCCACUGCGAGGAGACUCGGCGCCAUCGUGCGAGGCUUCGACACGCGUCCGGCAGCCCGAGAGCAGGUGCAGUCUCUCGGCGCCGAGUUCAUCGAGGUCGACAUCAAGGAAGACGGCUCCGGCGCUGGAGGAUAUGCUAAGGAAAUGAGCAAGGAGUUUAUUGAGGCCGAGAUGAAACUCUUCUACGAACAGGCGUGCGAGGUCGACAUCAUCAUCACCACUGCCUUGAUCCCGGGAAAACCCGCCCCGAAGCUCAUCACGAAGUCCAUGCUGGAAGUUAUGAAGCCCGGCUCUGUGGUGGUUGACCUGGCGGCAGAAGCCGGCGGUAACUGCGAAAAGACCAAGCCCGGCGAGCUGUAUACGUACAAGGGCGUCAAGAUCAUUGGCUAUACCGAUCUCCCCUCCAGACUCCCGACGCAGUCAUCGACCCUGUACUCCAACAACGUCACCAAGUUCCUCCUCUCCAUGGCACCCAAGGAGAAGGAAUUCGGCAUCGAUCUCACCGACGAGGUUGUGCGCGGUUCCAUCGUCACUCUGAAGGGCGACGUUCUCCCCCCGCCUCCUCGGAAAGCCCCACCGCCCGCGCCCGUCCAAGCACCGCCCGUCACGAAAGAAGCCGAGGUCGUCGCCCUGACCCCUUUCCAGAAGACCUCUCGCGAAGUCGCCACCGUGACGGCCGGUAUGGGAGCCGCCCUGGCCCUGGGCAAAAUGACUGGUCCCCUUUUCAUGGGCAACGCCUUCACCUUCGCUCUGGCCUCUCUCAUCGGCUACAGGGUCGUGUGGGGGGUGACGCCAGCCCUUCACUCGCCCCUGAUGAGUGUCACCAACGCCAUCUCAGGCAUGGUCGGAAUCGGCGGCCUCUUCAUCCUGGGCGGCGGCUAUGUCCCGCAAACCUUCCCCCAGGUCCUCGGCGCAGCCUCCGUUCUGCUCGCCUUCGUGAACGUUUCCGGCGGCUUCGUCCUCACAAAGCGCAUGCUGGACAUGUUCAAGCGGCCGACUGACCCCCCCGAAUACCCGUGGCUCUACGCCAUCCCGGCAGCCCUCUUCGGCGGAGGCUACAUUGCCGCAGCAGCUACCGGAACAGCGGGUCUCGUCCAAGCCGGCUACGCCGUCAGCUCCGUGCUGUGCAUCAGCUCCCUCUCCAGCUUGGCGUCGCAAGCGACUGCUCGCAUGGGCAACAUGCUUGGCAUGCUCGGAGUCGGCUCCGGCGUGUUGGCAUCGUUGCUGGCCGUCGGCUUCUCCCCAGAGGUUCUCACGCAGUUCGGCGGUCUCGCGGCUCUGGGUAGCAUCGCCGGCAUCCUCAUCGGGAAGCGCAUUACGCCAACCGACCUUCCCCAGACAGUUGCCGCACUCCACUCUGUCGUUGGCCUGGCGGCCGUCUUGACCUCCAUCGGAAGCGUCAUGGCGCACAUCGAUGACAUCGGGACGCUUCACCUGGUCACGGGCUACCUGGGCGUCCUCAUCGGUGGCAUCACCUUCACGGGCUCUAUCGUCGCAUUCCUCAAGCUCGCGGGGAAGAUGUCGUCCCGCCCGAUCGUCCUCCCGGGCAAGCACUUGAUCAACUCGGGCAUGCUGACGGCCAACAUCGCCACGAUGGGCGCCUUCGUGACCAUGGCGCCCGGCUCGCCCAUGAUCGCCGCGGCGGCGCUCACGGCCAACACCAUCCUCUCCUUCGCCAAGGGGUACACCACGACAGCGGCCAUCGGCGGCGCCGACAUGCCGGUCGUCAUCACCGUCCUCAACGCCUACUCAGGCUUCGCGCUCGUGGCGGAGGGUUUCAUGCUGGACAACCCGCUCCUCACGACGGUUGGCGCGCUCAUUGGCGUAUCGGGCUCCAUUCUAUCGUACAUCAUGUGCGUGGCGAUGAACCGCUCGCUCACCAACGUCCUGUUCGGCGGCAUAUCGGCGCCGGCGCAGACGGACUACAAGAUGGAGGGCGCAGUGACGCAGACCAACGUCGAGGACACGGCUGAGGCGCUCGUCAACGCCGAGAACGUCAUAAUCGUCGUCGGGUACGGCAUGGCGGUCGCCAAGGCGCAGUACGCCAUCAGCGAGAUCACAGGCAUGCUUCGCGCCAAAGGCAUCAACGUUCGUUUCGCCAUCCACCCCGUGGCCGGCCGCAUGCCCGGGCAGUGCAACGUGCUGCUGGCGGAGGCGAGCGUGCCGUACGAUAUCGUGCUCGAGAUGGACGAGAUCAACGACGACUUUGGGGAGACGGACGUCACGCUGGUCAUUGGCGCCAACGACACCGUCAACCCCAUCGCGCUGGAGCCCGGCAGCCCGAUAGCCGGUAUGCCCGUGCUUCAGGCUUGGAAGAGCAAGCAGGUCAUUGUGAUGAAGAGAGGCAUGGCCAGCGGCUAUGCCGAUGUACCGAACCCCAUGUUCUACAUGCCCGGAACACGCAUGCUCUUCGGAGAUGCCAAAGUGAGCACCGAAGCAAUCAAGGCCGCCGUCGAGGCCCGAACAGUAUAG
This is a messenger RNA of Colletotrichum higginsianum IMI 349063, 3327 nucleotides long. RefSeq names its product NAD(P) transhydrogenase beta subunit. Gene Ontology annotation, molecular function: NADP binding; NAD binding. Gene Ontology annotation, cellular component: mitochondrial inner membrane. The record is from RefSeq and is a predicted model, not a curated record. The coding region runs from base 1 to 3327 and encodes 1108 amino acids. NCBI's taxonomy places the organism in Eukaryota, Fungi, Ascomycota, Sordariomycetes, Glomerellales, Glomerellaceae. The transcript has 6 exons. Gene Ontology annotation, biological process: NADPH regeneration; proton transmembrane transport.